Rhopilema esculentum is the source of this 4985-nucleotide messenger RNA. RefSeq names its product myb-binding protein 1A. The record is from RefSeq and is a predicted model, not a curated record. Gene Ontology annotation, biological process: regulation of DNA-templated transcription. NCBI's taxonomy places the organism in Eukaryota, Metazoa, Cnidaria, Scyphozoa, Rhizostomeae, Rhizostomatidae. Gene Ontology annotation, cellular component: nucleolus. Gene Ontology annotation, molecular function: RNA binding; transcription corepressor activity; transcription factor binding.
GCCUCACAUUCAACAUUAAAUUGGCCUAACUUGCCCAUGCUGACUUUCUUUCUAACAAGAAGCCUUUAGCAGAACAAGAUUUUCGAUAUGGUGCCAACGGAAUCUGGCGAGAAAAAAGCACCUACAGCGGCCCAUGAUAGCGCCAAUAAAGAUUUUCUUUCAAUAUUCUGGGAUUUGGUUUCGAAUGAUGAAGGAAAAAGGACUCACCGUGCUGCAGAUCUUGUGUCUAUUUUGAAAAAUAAAAUCCAAGAGACUGAUCCCGAAAAUGAUGAAAUGCAAAUUCCUGAGGAGUUGGAUUAUUCUGUAAAAAGGCUUGUGAAAGGAAUUGGAUCAGCAAGGAAAGGGGCCAGGCAAGGUUUUGGCACAGCUCUGACAGAAAUUAUGUGUCACUUUGACUGUGUUCAUACCGAUACAAUUUAUAAGCUGAUGGAAGAUCAUCUUAAUGUCCAAGGAUCUUUCAAAGCACAGGAGGAAAGGGAUGCAUUCAUUGGUAGAACACUUUGCCUAGCUGCUAUGAUCCAGUCUCAAAACCCAACCAUGGAUAACUAUCAAGAAUUCUUAAGUAAAACAGUUAAAAUUCUGAUGGAUAUGAUGAAGAAGAAAACUUAUCUUUUGGAGCUUUGUACAAAGUUGGUUAUAGACACACUAGAGAAGAUUGAUGAAACUUCUUUUACCAAAACUGUCUUCCCAAUCCUGGAAGAUUAUUUAACAGAAGGAUGGCAGAAAUCUACACCAGAGUCUUUGUGCAUUUUGCUUGCAAUUAAUAGAUGUUUCAAAGAAGCUGCAGAUUCAUUGCUGAAAGAUCACUGGAAGUGCUCAAACAUCUUUGAAGAAGAAAAUUUGAAAAAAGUGGGCAAAAUCAUAAUGGAAUCUACUAUCAAUGCACACCCAAGAAUGCACAUUGUUUGGAAGGAAGUUCUUCCCUGCUUAUUAAGCAAUGAUGAAACUCUGAAAUCUUUCUGGCAAAUUGUAGUUGAAGGUCAACUGAUGAAAUCAUCCCACGAAAGAAAAUUUCUAGCUUUCAGUCUAUUGGAAGAACUUUUCUCAAAAGUCACUGAAACACAAGUUGAAACUGUAGUGUCAGAGGCAUUGCUAAAGUCAGUAAUAAAUGGUUCAAGCUCCGACAAAAACUACCUUUGGUCUGCUUCCAGGAAACUGUUGUCAUCGAUACCUUCACAAGUCAGCCAGAAUUGUAACCAAGGUGUAUCGUUAGCAGUUAUUCGUCAAAUAAUCUUCAGGUCAAAAACGAUUGUAUUUGACUCGCUGACAAAAUCGAAAGCAAUUGAAAAUCUGAUAGGCAAGUUGGAUUCCUCCGGUAUUCUUAGCUUUAUUUCCUGGUUAAAGCUGAUUUUUACUCAAGGCAGUAUCGAGGAGAUAAAGACAGAUGAAGACGAGGAUGAUGAGGACACUCGGUUGCAAAUUAGGAAGUGGGCCGCCUCGCAGCUGUUGAUAGUUUUACGUAACUCCUCCUUGAAAAGAGACGAACCAUGGGUAUUAGACAUUGCUAAGUUCUUGUUUUUCCAUGGUCAUUUUCGCGCAGUCAAAACCAAAAAGGGCAAAGGAGAGCUCUACCGUGUGGUUGAUCCAGCUUUAGAAGACUCUGUUAUUGGUUUGUGCAAAGAACGUUUUCUUGGUGCUCUUGGGGAGCUUUCCACGACCCAUCAAUCAACCAAAGAGAGCAAAUCUGGUAAACAUGCUGUCAACUCUAUACCUGGUAUUCUAGCAAAUGGAGAUUUCUAUGCUUAUCAUCUGGUGCAGUUUUCGCAGGAAUUAUUGAAGGACAGUAAAUACAUUGUGCUAAUUAAAGAAUGGACCCCAGAAGCAAAGGAAACUUUUAAGGAGGCUUUGGGCAUGAUAGAAGAGAUCAGAGAAAAGGUUUCCCGAGACUCUGUGAUGUCAGAAGACAGGGCCUUUGAACUCCUCUUUUUGCACAGUUGCCUGCAAAUGUUUCAUAACACUAACGAAGCUGCAGAUGUUAUCCAGGAGUUGAUUCAAUGCUACAAAAAAUUAAAGGAGAAAAAGAAGAAAAAAUCCAGUGAAGAACCUCACUGGUCUGAAGUUCUUACUGAAAUUCUAUUGAGUUUUUUGGCACAAUCAUCCCAUAUGAUGCGGCAGAUUGUUAACCUCGUCUUCACAAUGAUGCUUCCACAUAUUACCAACAAUGCAUUUCAACUUAUCAUGGAGGCCCUGCGACCGAAGAAGAAUGCUGGACUUGAAAUAGUAGAUGAAUCUGAAGACGAAAUGGAAGCUGCUGAAAAUGGAGAUCAUGAGACUGAUAGCGAGGAAGACGAAGAUUCUGAUGAUGACUCAGAAUCUGAAGAGGAAAAUAACAAAGACGAGAUCGAUGAGGCCUUUAAAAAUGAAGUCAAAGUCGCCUUAGGGGAUGCUGCUAUUGAUGAGGAGAGUGACAAGGAGGAGAGUGAAAGCGAAGACAGUGAUGUCGAUAUGGACACUGUAGACCCGAAAGUUCUUGAUUCGAUGGAUAAAGCCCUGGCAGCGGCAUUUAAAACUCGAAUGCAAUCAAGAAGUGGCAAGAAAAAACAGAGCGAGGAGAAGAAGACAAUAGUACACUUUCGAUUAAGAGUUUUGGAUAUUGCCGAACUAAUUGUGAAAAAAGAGCCAAAAAGUCCGUUUAUUUUGGAAAUGAUUGAACCACUUCUGGAAAUAAUCAAAGUGUCUUUGAUGUAUAAAGAAGAAAAAGAGCUGCAUGACCGAGCUCAGGGAAUCUUAAAAAACAGAAUUUGUCAUGCUCGAGAGAUUCCAAAUGGUAAUGAUGUGAACAAAGAGGAAGUUCAUACGAAGAUCGAGAAACUGCUGGAAUUAGCCCAGAAUGCCUCCUCGGUUCAAAUGGUCGACUUGAUUACCAAUUCAUGCAUGUACCUGAUAAGAGUGUUGCGUGGCAAGGAAGACAUGAAGGAGCCGUCUCCAUUGAAAACCAGAAAACAGAGACAGAAAGAUGACGAAAAUAAGGACAAAGAGUCAACAAAUCCUCAUGGCACAUUGGACUGUAAAAGAGUCGUGCGAAUGUUUGAGGGUGCUUUAGAAGAUUUCAUGACACGAAGGAGUUCGCAAUUACAUCCUGUUUUCUUCCUGGAAUUCAUAAAAAGAUACCCGGCCAUCGCAUGGAAGCUUUCUCCAGUUUUACCCAAGUACAUCAAUAAGGCUGUGAAUAACUUCAGAAAGGUCCAAGCUUGUGAGAUGCUGCUACAACUUUUGGCAAGAAAGACUGAAUGUGCAGCAGAUGACUUCGAAGGAAUGAGUAACGAGUUGCAGCGAGAAGUUAUUCAGACAUUGAGGGAAACCCUCGAUGAAAAAUGCACGAUGAAAGCAAGACACAUCAACGAAAUCGCCAAACUUCUGGACAGGUUCCUGAAGGAGAAUGAUGCAAUAUUUAAGGUGCCAAUAGACGACCAACUGUCUUCCACACUAAACGCAGCAAUAGACGGACCAAUAAUUAGCAGAUCUCCCCAGCUGGUUGCCUAUUGCAAACGAAUCGUUGGCGUAUUGUCAGGGGAGCAAAAAAGCUUAGAAAAGACCAAAAAGCGAAAAAUCAAACCAUCGCCAUCUUCCAAAUUAGAAUGGAAAGAAACCGCUACUGUAUCACCCAAAGAAGAAGUCAAAGAGUCAAUUGAAAAUAAUAGUGAACCGAAGAAAAAGAAGAAGAAGAAGGGCAAAGCCAAAGAGUGAUAAACAUGAUAGCUAUGUUUUAUCAUUUAAUGCUAGUUUUUUGAGCCUAAAGGAAAAUUUAUUAAUCAUAUAACUUUGUUUGUAUAUGCAAUCAAGGGCAAAACUGAGCUUUCUAGAUGCAUUUUCAGUCCUUCUUCAAUAGAUAUAAGAGGUGUGUCCACUAAUCUGGAACGUGACAAUAUAUUUAGUAUAUUUGUAAAGCUAAAGAGAUUUAAAUAUUAUUUGGAAUAUUUUUGUCACAGCUCUCCUGAUGGAACUUAUUUCCUUUUAUUGGAGAUGAGAACUCCAAAAUGGCGUUCGUAAAUAUCCUUGCUUUCGGUGAGCAUUGUCUGUAGGUUGGAUGGCUGAUCUGUUUUUUAAACUCGUCGUUCCCUUCCCUUCUUCUACAAACUUUCUGAAACAACAAGCAAAUGACAGUUCCACUAAUUGUAAUGGAUAGUUUUAGAAAGAAAGGGACCAACAUUGACUUUGACUUUGUUUUGAAUUUUGGCUCCUAAAAUAUAACGAUGUAUAAAACAUAGGUAUCCUGUCGCUGUGUACGAAGAAUGCCGGUACUCUUUUGAUGCUUUGUAGGUAGUUUCAUAGCAACCGCUACGCCAAUGGUUAGUUUUACUUCAUACUCGAGUUGCUUUUUGGAAUGGAAACCAUUAUAAAGUUUUCAGUAUUGACUGAUGCGAUGAUCUUGGAACCUUUCACAUUUUCACCUACAGCACCUGGGUACCUGGGGACCUGAGGGCAGAAACGCCGUGCCGCGAAAUUUAGCUGUUUGUUGCGACAGAGAUAGUUAUAAUUUGUUCACUUGCUUUUUUGAUUUGAAAUUGCUUUCAUUGGAAAUGGUGGUUUUAUGACGUUGCUAAGUAUUAGUUUAGGUGACACGAUUUGUAAGAUCUUUUCAGUCGCGAAGUGCAUAACUCUUAGGCACAUUGGAGCGCUAGAGUACGUGGUGAGGUAUCUUCAAGGUAGGAGCACAGGGCUCUGGUAUGCGAAGAAAAACAAUGGCAAAACAGACAAUAGCAAUACACUUUCACGAAUCAAAACUUUUAUUGCCACUAUAUCCGUUUCUUAAAUCACAUUAUAUCACAAAGGAUUGAUUGUUUUCGCGAAAAGCCGUGCCAACUUCCCUUCUGGCAAUGAUACAAUACUUCUUUGCAUCGUUGACUUCGUAAUGACGUUGAGUCAACAUCAUUUCGUGGCCGCAAGCUAUAGAAAUCGGUACCCUAAUUACAGGAAAACGACCAUGCCUUGCAUCGCUCCGAUAAGUUGAGCACUCUAAACAGCAAUAUGAUAAUCAAUAUAAU